CGCCCGCACUGCACGAGUGGGAGGGCUGGGCUUCUCGUGUACUCCUCAAACUCUCGCGAGGCUUCGGGCGGCUUUCUUCCCGAGGGCGGCACCAGGGCCGGGCGGUGGGGUCCGGGUGCUCGGGUGAGGGGCGGAGCUGGGGGCAUGGCGUCUGGAGCGGCUCGCUGGCUAGUACUGGCACCCGUCAGGUCCGGGGCUCUCCGGAGCGGGCCUAGCUUGAGGGAAGAUGGCGAUGUCGCCGCCGCACGGAGCGGCUCAGGCCGGAGCCUGGUACCGUCGAGGUCAGUCAUCGUUACCCGCAGCGGCGCCAUUUUGCCCAAACCGGUGAAAAUGUCCUUCGGCCUUCUCCGUGUGUUCUCCAUUGUGAUCCCGUUUCUCUAUGUCGGGACACUCAUUAGCAAGAACUUUGCUGCUCUACUUGAGGAACAUGACAUUUUUGUUCCAGAGGAUGAUGAUGAUGAUGACUAACAGGUAAGACGUGCUUUACCCUAGAUGGACCAGGAAGCAGGGUGGAGCAUCUGUCUGUGAUGCAGUCUGGCCUGGUAGCAGCAUUUGGACACUGGGGGCAGAAGCAUUAAUGAAUUGACCCACUUGGUGGCUAAUGUUUUCAUUUGUUUGUUUGUUUGUUUUUUGAGACAGAGUUUUGCUCUUGUUGCCUAGGCUGGAGUUCAAUGGCAUGAUCUCGACUCAUUGCAACCUCUGCCUUCCAGGUUCAAGCGAUUCUCCUGCCUCAGCCUACCGAGUAGCUGGGAUUACAGGCAUGUGCCACCAUGCCCGGCUAAUUUUGUAUUUUUAGUAGAGACAGGGUUUCUCCAUGUCAGGCAGGCUAGUCUCAAACUCCCGACCUCAGGUGAUCCACCCACCUUGGCCUCCCAAAGUGCUGUGAUUACAGGCGUGAGCCACUGCGCCCAGCUGACUUCAUGUGCUCUAAUAUGUGCUGCAUGGCAUUCUGUCAGAGAUGAGGACACUCCUGACUCCUUAGCUUGGCAUUCAAGUCUUGCCAUAAUCUGGUCACACCUCUUAUUCCAGUCUCAUCCUCCAUAUUUCCAGCCACACACCGAUUUCCAGUAUUCACCAUUCCUUGAGUUUUCACACUCAUACCCACCCCCAAACAUUGGCUCAUUGUUCUUCCCACAUGGAAGGCUCCUUCCCAGAGCUCUGGGUGUUAAUUCCACCCAUUCUACGUGUCUUUGAAGUCUUCCUUCCUCCUUUCAUUUGAAAGUUGACGGCUCCUUCCUCUGAGCAACCAGUACCUCUCUUCGAAUACUCGGUAUUAUGUGGCUAAACACACACAAACCAAAAUUUUACUAGACUCUGAGCUUCCUGCUGGCAGGGGACGUUUUUUAUACAUUUAGGCCCCCAGUGCCUGGCCCCUGGUGAAUGCCCAGUUAACGUGCGCAUAAACAAUCAAACGUGCUCAAAGCUGCCUUUCUCCUGCCAUGUUUGAUAGAAGCACUUUGUGGAAUUCUUUCAGUCUGCGGAUGGAAGACUAUGCUGUUGUCCAGUUCACUGCUGCUUUCCUUUCUUCCAGGAAUUACAGAAAGGAGAAAGCACUAACUGAAGAAAUGGUGAUGCUCUCAGCUUCUCUGCCUUCCCUAUCAGCAGAAAGGCUCAGGGAAGGCCCUCAGCCUCCCAGUCUGGUGAAGCUUCCUGUAUGGUCCAUGACCAUAUCCCACCCCAGGCUCUGGGAGGCUCCCUGAGAUGUGCUGUCCACUAAGCACUGCACAAACAAGCAAUCAAAUUAUGAAUAAACAUAAUAUCAGCUGUG
Pongo pygmaeus (Bornean orangutan) is the source of this 1768-nucleotide messenger RNA. It is a transcript of the gene SMDT1, whose product is annotated as single-pass membrane protein with aspartate rich tail 1. Gene Ontology annotation, cellular component: uniplex complex. Gene Ontology annotation, biological process: mitochondrial calcium ion homeostasis; calcium import into the mitochondrion. The transcript has 2 exons. The record is from RefSeq and is a predicted model, not a curated record. The coding region runs from base 145 to 468 and encodes 107 amino acids. Lineage: Eukaryota; Metazoa; Chordata; Mammalia; Primates; Hominidae.